This is a messenger RNA of Drosophila albomicans, 516 nucleotides long. RefSeq names its product kunitz-type serine protease inhibitor mulgin-3. Gene Ontology annotation, molecular function: serine-type endopeptidase inhibitor activity. The record is from RefSeq and is a predicted model, not a curated record. The transcript has 2 exons. Lineage: Eukaryota; Metazoa; Arthropoda; Insecta; Diptera; Drosophilidae. The coding region runs from base 66 to 443 and encodes 125 amino acids.
UUUCAGCGGUUCAGUUGUUGUUUGCAGUUAAUAACGCGCAGUUAUCAGCAGCGAUCACAUUGAGCAUGAAGCUGCACCAGAUGACCCAGUUACGAGUGAUGUGGCAUGCCGCCAUACUGUUGCUCUGCCUCGCCCAACUGACGCAGGCGGUGACCACAGCCAAGCCCAAGACCCUAGUACAGGCAACACAGCCAACAAGCACCACAACUACAGUAAAGACUAGACAGCUACAACAACAACCGGCACAAACUCAACAAAAGAAGCAAGAUCCUAAAUGUCUGCAGCCUCUGGAGAUCGGUCCAUGUCGCAUGAGUCUGGAGCGUUACUAUUACAACAAGGAUAAGAAUGCCUGCGAAACGUUCAAAUACGGCGGCUGCCGAGGCAACGACAAUCGCUGGGGUUUCCAGCAGACUUGCGAAGAGGCGUGCCUCAUCAGAAAGUGAUUCAAGAUAUAUUCAGUCAUACACACGCAGACACAACGCAUAAUUUUUAGACAAAUAAACAUUUGAAAUCAAA